AUAGAAUAGUGACUGGUCUGGAAGCCUAUUGUUAUACGCUUUUGUUUGCGCGUGGAUGUUGAUUCACUCUGAGAUUGGUGGUCACGUGCCAAAGAGAGUGCAAACAAUUUCGAACAUGGCGGACGCAAACACCCCGGUUGCUAGCAAUAAUUUACACUUCGAAGAAACACUAGAGCUUGCUCUCGACAUUUUGAUAGAUGACGAAGAUUUUGGAUCUGUAUAUGAUGAAGAAGUGCUUUCGGUGGUAAAAGAGAUUUCGCAUGACGGCUCACUAGCUUGUGAAAAUUGCAGCAAGAAAUACAAGACCGAAGCGGGCCUAAGAAGGCACAUAAAAUCGAAACACGUAUCCCACAAGCAGACCAGACAAUUCAGUGGUGAAGACAUCGUUAAGUUGGUCAAUGAAGCCAAGAAUGAACUUGCAACUGAUAAAUGCUAUCCAGUUGAACUUUGCAAUGCUAUUAAAAUGUUUGUGUUUGACAAAGAAAGUGAAAACCUAAGAACGGAAUUGUUGAAACAUUGCAGCAGACUUUGGAAAAAUUCAGAUGCUGAGAAAUUUUAUUCUGAGUAUUAUGGUUCAGUUGUGAUGAAUGCUGAAAAGUUUUUCCCAAAUUUACCCUUUCCUGGGUGCACACUGGUUGCAACUAAACUAGCAGACAAGAUUGUCUCCCAUUUCAAGACACCAGCAAAGCAAAUAGCAGUCCCAAAGAAAAUCACUGAACAGGAGAUGUUCAGUUUACAAUAUCUGGCAGGAUAUGUUGUGCAUUCUGUUGUUAAGAAACUGCACCAAGUCUCAAACGGCCAAAAAUCAAAAAGCUCUAUAGCUAUGUUAACAUUUUUGAAUUCAUUGAGACUGGAAGAUAUUUCAGCUCAACAGCAAAUACAAUGCCAAUCAAGAGGAGGUUUAUGGGGAGUGAACAAUGAUUGUGUUAGGUUUUUCAGCUAUGUAGAAGAAGAGUUCCGCAAGGCAACAGAAUCUGGACACAUCACCAAGAUCAACUGCAACAAGCUGACAGAAAUCUUAGUUGAGAGAGUUGAUGUGGUCAGUUCUUUCAGUGCCAUGGAGGAAGGAUCCCUGUGUGAAAUGGACAAAGAGACAAAGAAGAAUCUCCUUGAAAAACUUAUUCAGCUGUACUUGCGAGUUAGGGCAUUUUCAUUUGCAAAAACCAACACACAACUUCAUUGCAAAAAAUCCAAAGCAUUACGUAAAUCUUUGAAAUUACAGGGGUUGUAA
Rhopilema esculentum is the source of this 1231-nucleotide messenger RNA. The record is from RefSeq and is a predicted model, not a curated record. Lineage: Eukaryota; Metazoa; Cnidaria; Scyphozoa; Rhizostomeae; Rhizostomatidae.